Hemicordylus capensis (graceful crag lizard) is the source of this 872-nucleotide messenger RNA. RefSeq names its product ribosomal L24 domain containing 1 (gene RSL24D1). Gene Ontology annotation, cellular component: nucleolus. The record is from RefSeq and is a predicted model, not a curated record. The transcript has 6 exons. NCBI's taxonomy places the organism in Eukaryota, Metazoa, Chordata, Lepidosauria, Squamata, Cordylidae. Gene Ontology annotation, biological process: ribosomal large subunit biogenesis. Bases 74 to 565 code for a protein of 163 amino acids.
GCGCUCUAGCUGCCGCAAAGAGCAACGAGACCGGAACUUCCGUUCUCGGCCUUCCUUCCGGCGCGGCGGGAAGAUGCGCGUGGAGCGGUGCUACUUCUGCUCCGGCCCGGUCUACCCGGGGCACGGGACGCUCUUCGUGCGCAACGACUGCAAGGUGUUUCGGUUCUGCAAGUCAAAAUGCCACAAAAACUUCAAGAAGAAGCGGAACCCCCGGAAGGUGCGGUGGACCAAAGCCUUCCGGAAGGCAUCUGGGAAAGAGUUGACAGUGGACAAUUCAUUUGAGUUUGAGAAACGGAGAAAUGAGCCGGUAAAAUACCAGCGAGAGCUUUGGAAUAAGACAGUGGAUGCAAUGAAGAGAGUAGAAGAGAUCAAGCAAAAGCGACAAGCCAAAUUCAUCAUGAACAGAUUAAAGAAGGGCAAAGAGCUGCAGAAAGCGCAGGACAUCAAGGAGGUCAAGCAGAACAUCCACCUCAUUCGAGCGCCGCAUGCAGGCAAAGCCAAGGAGCUGGAAGAGAAGAUGGUCCAGAAGCUGCAGGAUGCCCUGGAGAUGGAAGACGCUGCCUAGAACGUGGCUCUCUUGGGCUUGGGGGCUGCCCACGCGCGAGGCGUGACUUGCGCAGUGAAAGGGGCGCUUUUGUCCCUGCCCUGCCAAGCCUCGUCUGCCUCCUUCUUGUGCGGCAGCCCCGGAUGCCGCUUUCUGUUGGGAUCAGCACUUCAUUGCAAAAAUGAGGCAAGGGGAGCCAGAUCGCUCGCACGGAGCUGUGGAUUCAGACAUUGUUCAGGCCCCGUGAGAUCACCAAGGCCUCCAAUAAAGCCUUUGGCUGGGGGUUGGUGGGCGGAGUCCUUCGGCCCUGCUCAGCCUCUGCCCUGGA